UCGCCGCCGCCGGCCGAUCUCAGCCGAGCGGAUCCGAGAGGCACCGAGGCCCGCGUAGUAGCGGUACUGAUCAGAGGCUACCGGACGCGCCCCACCCGGCAUCAGGCGGAGCCAGAGAUGCUGGCCGGAGCCGAGCGGCCCCGCCCGGGCCCCCGGCCGCCUCCGAUCUCGCCCUUCUCAGCGCUGCCACCGUCGCUGCUGCUGCUGCUGCUGGCGAUGCUGAGCGCCCCGGUGUGGGGCCGCGUCCCCCGCUCGGUGCCCAGAACCUCGCUGCCCAUCUCUGAGGCUGACUCCUAUCUCACACGGUUUGCCGCCCCUCGCACAUACAAUUACUCUGCUCUCCUCGUGGACCCUGCUUCUCAUACACUUUAUGUCGGAGCUCGGGACAGCAUCUUCGCUUUAACCCUGCCCUUCUCAGGGGAAAGACCCCGCAGGAUUGACUGGAUGGUGCCUGAGGCGCACAGACAGAACUGUAGGAAAAAAGGCAAGAAAGAGGACGAAUGUCACAAUUUUAUCCAGAUUCUCGCCAUUGCCAAUGCCUCUCACCUCUUCACUUGUGGCACCUUCGCCUUUGAUCCGAAGUGCGGGGUUAUUGAUGUGUCCAGUUUCCAGCAGGUUGAAAGACUUGAGAGUGGCCGGGGGAAAUGUCCUUUUGAGCCAGCUCAACGGUCAGCAGCUGUAAUGGCUGGGGGCGUCCUCUACACUGCCACUGUGAAAAACUUCCUGGGCACAGAGCCGAUCAUCUCCCGAGCCGUGGGUCGUGCUGAGGACUGGAUUCGAACAGAGACCUUGUCAUCCUGGCUUAAUGCCCCAGCCUUUGUCGCUGCUAUGGUCCUGAGCCCGGCUGAGUGGGGGGAUGAAGGUGGAGAUGAUGAAAUUUUCUUCUUCUUCACGGAGACCUCCCGAGUGCUGAACUCCUAUGAGCGCAUCAAGGUCCCGCGGGUGGCCCGAGUGUGUGCGGGGGACCUAGGGGGCCGGAAGACCCUUCAACAGAGAUGGACAACAUUUCUAAAGGCCGACCUGCUGUGUCCAGGGCCUGAGCAUGGCCAGGCCUCCGGGGUCCUGCAGGAUAUGACAGAGCUCCGACCUCAGCCAGGAGUGGGGACUCCCGUCUUCUACGGCAUCUUUUCCUCUCAGUGGGAAGGAGCUGCCAUCUCUGCUGUGUGUGCCUUCCGACCCCAAGAUAUUCGGGCAGUGCUGAAUGGUCCCUUUAGAGAGUUAAAGCAUGACUGCAACAGGGGACUGCCUGUCAUGGACAACGAGGUGCCCCAGCCCAGACCUGGAGAGUGUCUCACCAACAACAUGAAACUCCAACAGUUUGGGUCCUCACUCUCCCUGCCUGACCGAGUGCUCACCUUCAUCAGAGACCACCCGCUCAUGGACAGGCCCGUGUUUCCAGCUGAUGGCCGCCCCCUGCUGGUCACUACAGAUACAGCCUAUCUCAGAGUUGUGGCCCACAGGGUGACCAGCCUCUCAGGGAAAGAAUAUGAUGUGCUCUUCCUGGGGACAGAGGAUGGACACAUCCACCGAGCUGUGCGCAUCGGAGCUCAGCUCAGCGUCCUGGAAGAUCUGGCCUUGUUCCCAGAGCCACAGCCGGUUGAGAGCAUGAAACUGUACCAUGGUUGGCUCCUGGUGGGCUCCCCUACCGAGGUAACACAAGUGAACACCAGCAACUGCGGCCGUCUCCAGAGCUGCUCCGAGUGUAUCCUGGCCCAGGACCCUGUGUGUGCCUGGAGCUUCCGGCUUGAUGCUUGUGUGGCCCAUGCAGGGGAGCACCGCGGGAUGGUCCAAGACAUAGAGUCAGCCGAUGUCUCGUCUUUGUGUCCGAAAGAGCCUGGAGAACACCCGGUAGUGUUUGAAGUUCCAGUGGCUACCAAGGGCCAUGUGGUCCUGCCAUGUUCCCCCAGCUCUGCCUGGGCAUCAUGUGUCUGGCACCAGCCCAGUGGAGUAACUGCACUCACCCCCCGAAGGGAUGGGCUAGAGGUUGUGGUGACCCCAGGGGCCAUGGGUGCUUAUGCCUGUGAGUGUCAGGAGGGUGGAGCGGCCCGUGUGGUAGCUGCUUACAGCUUGGUGUGGGGCAGCCAGCAGGGACCCUCAAACCGGGCCCACACAGUGGUAGGGGCUGGACUGGUUGGCUUUCUCCUGGGGGUUCUUGUGGCAUCCCUCACUCUCCUCCUGAUUGGUCGCCGUCAGCAGCGUCGGCGUCAGAGGGAACUUCUGGCUAGAGACAAAGUGGGCUUAGACCUGGGGGCCCCGGCUUCCGGAACUACAAGCUAUAGCCAAGACCCUCCCUCCCCUUCUCCUGAAGAUGAACGGCUGCCCCUGGCCCUGGCCAAGAGGGGCAGUGGUUUUGGUGGCUUCCCUCCACCCUUUCUGCUUGACUCUUGCUCGAGCCCUGCCCACAUCCGGCUCACAGGGGCUCCUCUAGCCACCUGUGAUGAGACAUCCAUCUAGGGCCAGGAAAAUGACUGCUAGUCCAUGAGCAGUCACCGGAACUAGCAGCUACCAAGACCAGGGUUAUUGGACCUGGGAGAGGAUCAUGGCUGCUCAGUUGUCUUGGAGUCUGUGUGAUCACCUGGACAUCAGUGUCUGUCCUCUAGACUCGGACGAACUGAGGGCCAGACCUUUGCCUGAGUCCUAUGAGAGACCGAUCCCUGUGACCCUUCUGCCAUGGCCUCCUAUCUUGGGCCCAUCAGUUGGGGAUGGAGCAAGGAUCUAUCUCAGACUUGCUUUCUGGUGGUUCCCAGAUAGAAGGAAGCACCACAGAGGUAGCUGGGGCUGGUGUGCACUGCAUCCUUGUGGUGGCUGUAUGAUUUUCCAGAUUGCUGACUCUGGGGAGUGCAUGAUCCCUUGACCGCCUUGAGGUCUCUCCCAUCUCAGUUUCCCGUUGUUCCUGGAAGAGUGUGUGUCUGUACACUGGUGUGCCUAGAAGGCCUGUCCACGUGUGCAUGAAUGGCAGGGCCAGUGCCUAGGUGCUUUUGGGGGGUGAGAGGGGAAGGUUGGAAUGGGGGACACUGCCCAUACAAUUUUACCCUCUGUAGCCAGUGAGGGAAACCACACCCCAAUCACCCCACAGAGCUUCUCUAACUUCGAGCAAAGUUCCCAAAGUGACCUUCUGGGUGGGAAGGGCAGCAGGACACGUGGCCCCCAUCCCUCUCCUUGUCUUUACCCUCUGGCUGCCACCACUGCCAUUGCCACUGCUGCACUUUCCCCAGCUAGAGUGGAGGCUGAGCCCUCUUUCCCUGGCUCCCAUUUAAAAUUAACUUCAUGACAUUCUAAGGACUGGGGGAUGAUGAAGGAAAUGUGUGUCGGGAUACACACAGGUUAAAGGUGGCUUUCACCCUUGCCCUAAGAUAGGAGUCCCCUGGCUGGGGUCCACGGACUCCCAGAAAUGGUAUGCAAAGUGUUUGUCCAUGUGUGUCUGUUUUUUGGAGUAAAAUGGCUUUCAUCAGAGCUUAAGGCCUUAAUGAGGUAAAAAGAUGAGUGCCCAUAGUCGCCACAUGGGCUGUGUGCUGGAGGUGCUGCUCCGUGGCAGCUCCUCCCUGCCCCGCUGCCUGUAGCAGCUCCUCCCUGCCCUGCUGCCUGUGGUCAGUCCCUGGACACGUUGCUGCUGGAGAUCCGACAUCUCUCCGGUCAUCGGAAGCUAGGCUCUGCACGGCUUGAAGACACCGUCACCUUGUUUCUUGCUUGUACUCCCAGUGUGCUCUGCUUCUGCUCAGUCCCGGUCUUGGCCUGUGAAUGUGACUCAUCAAUCCCUGGUAAGGGACCUCAGACUCCAGUGGUGACACAGUCCUUUCCAGAUAACAUUUUCUGCUCCACCUUCCUUGACAGCAGCCUGUGAACUACUCAAGAGUCCCCUAGGUUUGGAGUUAGCAGUGGGUUUGUGUGGGAUCUGUGGCACGUACUUUAAUGUAGGGAUUGGAUUAUUCAUCUGUAAAGUGGGGAUAUACCUACCUCAGGGAUGCUGCAAGGAGCAAA
Molecule: messenger RNA, 3978 nt
Organism: Chionomys nivalis (European snow vole)
Lineage: Eukaryota; Metazoa; Chordata; Mammalia; Rodentia; Cricetidae
Gene: Sema4f
Product: ssemaphorin 4F
Exons: 14
Coding region: 118-2454 (778 amino acids)
Biological process (GO): negative chemotaxis; axon guidance; negative regulation of axon extension involved in axon guidance
Molecular function (GO): semaphorin receptor binding; chemorepellent activity
Source: RefSeq, a predicted model, not a curated record